Messenger RNA from Cyprinodon variegatus (sheepshead minnow), 2354 nucleotides. RefSeq names its product prolyl 4-hydroxylase, alpha polypeptide II (gene p4ha2). Gene Ontology annotation, cellular component: endoplasmic reticulum. The transcript has 14 exons. The record is from RefSeq and is a predicted model, not a curated record. NCBI's taxonomy places the organism in Eukaryota, Metazoa, Chordata, Actinopteri, Cyprinodontiformes, Cyprinodontidae. Gene Ontology annotation, biological process: peptidyl-proline hydroxylation to 4-hydroxy-L-proline. Gene Ontology annotation, molecular function: procollagen-proline 4-dioxygenase activity; iron ion binding; protein binding. Bases 34 to 1638 code for a protein of 534 amino acids.
UUCUGUUAUUAAAGGUUACUGAAGCGGGGAAAAAUGAGAAACUCUCUGUUUUUGAUCUGCAUUUUUCUGUGCUGCUGGUCGACACAUGGGGAAGUCUUCACCUCCAUCGGUCAAAUGACUGAUUUGAUCUACACAGAGAAGGAGCUGGUCCAGUCUCUGAGGGAAUACAUCAAAGCUGAGGAGUCAAAGCUGGAAGCGGUCAAAAGUUGGGCGAGCAAACUUGAUGCUCUGACCAGAAUAUCCACGUCUGACCCUGAGGGCUACCUGGCCCAUCCAGUGAACGCCUACAAACUAAUGAAAAGGCUGAACACGGAGUGGUCUGAGCUGGAGACCCUGGUGCUUCAGAAUCCAUCGGAUGGCUUCAUCAGCAACAUGUCCGUACAUAGGCAGUUCUUUCCUGAUGCUGAAGAUCAGACCGGUGCUGCCAAGGCUUUGAUGCGUCUUCAGGACACAUAUCAACUAGAUUCAGAAGCGUUCUCCAAAGGAAAGCUGCCAGGUGUUCACUCUAACGCCGUCCUAACUGUGGACGAUUGCUUCGACAUGGGAAAGACAGCCUACAACGACGCCGACUACUACCACGCCGUUCUGUGGUUUCAGCAGGCUCUGAAGCAGCUGGAUGCUGGAGAGGAAGCUGUGGUCCACAAAGCAGAAAUCCUGGACUACCUGAGCUACUCUGUUUACCAAAUGGGGGACAUUGCUCGAGCUAUUGAGCUCACACGCCGGCUAGUGUCCAUCGACCCAACCCAUGAGAGGGCAGGAGGAAACCUUCGUUACUUUGAGCGACUGCUUUUCAAACAGCUUAAUGAGAUGAACCAAACCUAUCAGCCCGCCUCUGAAGAACCCAUCCAGCUGGGGACCUACACUCGACCUAAGGACCAUCUGCCAGAAAGAGAGGCCUAUGAGGCUCUGUGCAGGGGGGAGGGGCUACAAAUGACUGAGGCAAGACGGAGCCGUUUGUUUUGUCGGUAUCACAAUGGUAAUCAGAACCCUCGUCUCCUGCUGAAGCCAAUGAAGGAGGAGGAUGAGUGGGACAGCCCCCAUAUUGUUCGCUUCCUGGAAAUGCUGUCAGAUGAAGAAAUUGAGAAAAUUAAAGAGAUUGCAAAACCCAGGCUGGCCAGAGCUACUGUCCGUGAUCCCAAAACAGGAGUUCUCACCACAGCCAACUACAGAGUAUCAAAAAGUGCAUGGUUGGAAGGAGAGGAGGACCCUGUGAUUGAAAGGGUUAAUCAGAGAAUACAAGACAUCACUGGCCUCACAGUAGAAACUGCAGAGUUACUCCAGGUUGCUAACUAUGGUGUUGGAGGACAGUAUGAGCCACAUUUUGACUUCUCAAGGAAAGACGAGCCUGAUGCUUUCAAAAGGUUAGGCACUGGAAAUCGCUUGGCAACAUUUUUAAACUACAUGAGUGAUGUUGAGGCAGGAGGUGCUACGGUCUUCCCUGAUUUUGGUGCAGCAAUCUGGCCAAAGAAGGGAACAUCAGUGUUCUGGUAUAAUCUUUUUAGAAGUGGAGAAGGAGACUACAGAACCAGACAUGCAGCAUGUCCAGUGCUUGUAGGAAGUAAAUGGGUGUCAAACAAGUGGAUACAUGAGCGUGGACAAGAAUUCAGGAGACCAUGCGGCCUCACAGAAGUGGACUGAAGGUUGCCUCACGUCUAUACCCAGCCUCUUUGGUGCCUGUUUCGGUCAAAAUUUUGCAACCAGACACAUAGCCAAUGGUUUGCAGGGAAUCCUACAUCAAUGAGGCGAAGUUCCUCAACUUCCGUUCUAUAUGAUAAUUUAAUCAGAAAAAAAAAAGAAAAAUUGAUAUCAAUAUCUACAUUAAAAACUAAAACAUAACCAACACUCAAUUUUCUCAAGGAUUUAUUUUCAGAUAUAUACUAUUUAUUUAUUUUUCUGGUCAUUUUCUCUAUUGAUUAAAGCCCUAAUGGUAUAACGUAAGCUUUCGGAUGAACAUUUUCCUUUAAUUGUGCCAAUUUAGUAGCUUUUAUGGACCUGCAGAGGACCAACUGUCUAAUUGAUUUGAUGUGUUUGUCAAAUGGAUUCACCUAGUUUAUGUUUUAUAAACUUUACCUAUGCUGACCUUUGCCUUGAUGUUUUUUUUUUGUUUUUUGUUGUUCUUUUUGUUCUUUUGUAACUGCUUUUUAUCUGGUGCUGAAAAAGUUCAACACUUAAAAGCAUUUAAAAAAUUUUUGCAUUGAAAUUUGGUCUAGAAAUGUAACAAUUCCCCUGCAAAGUGCACACAAACCCUUUCCACAAAUUAUGUAUAUUGUUUUUAUUUAUAGUGUGUUUAAAUGAUGACAUUUUGUAUUCUCAUUCCUCAAGAUGGCAACCAAAAAGUCAAUAAACAGUGUGUU